This is a messenger RNA of Enterobius vermicularis (human pinworm), 1002 nucleotides long. The record is from the annotation of a GenBank genome assembly. NCBI's taxonomy places the organism in Eukaryota, Metazoa, Nematoda, Chromadorea, Rhabditida, Oxyuridae.
AUGCAUAAAUAUCUCUUGGCGCCAAAUUUGCAAGUUGAAUCGUCGUGGAGCGAGUCGGAAGAGGAUAUUUUUGCACUUUUAUGGAUUGAGUUUGGGACUGCUGAACUGGAAAGUUCUUACGUUUUGAGCGGGACUUGGCCAAGCAUCUCGGAAACCUAUUUUCCUUCUUUGGCCAUGCGACACGUUAACGGAAAGCCACUCAGUGGAAAACAUGAAAUUAAAGAAAUAACGCCCUCUCACAAAUUUGUUAAAAUAUUGAUGAAUGUUUUCUUUUCUUUUCCUUCGCUUACUAGAUACAGCUUCCUGUGUCAGAGUGUGCUCUUAAUCGACGGAGACAUUCUGCAAUAUUUAAUGAUCACCAUGUCUGGUGUUCGAGUUCUUCGUCAAAUUCAAAAUCUUAGUAAGAGUAUUUUGGAAAAGAAAUCGGAAAAGAGUGGUAGGCUAGAAAAAGAAACUCUACAUGAAACCAAGGAGGGUUUGGGUGUCAAGUCUAAAAAAAUUGAGGAUGAGAAGCCGAGUAAGGCAGAUAUUGGUGUUGGGACAGAACUGACUGAGGAAAUAUUUGAUGCUAUUCUCAGUGAAUAUUGGGUGGAAGAAGCACAGAUCCUACAUUCAGAGCUGCAACGAAAGUUAGAUCUCCUUCUGGAAGAAAUUGAAGAUGAAGAGAAAGAUAUUAACGAUCUUAUAGAGUAUGCCCACAGAAGGUGGAAAAAAGAUAAAACUCAGAAACAGGCGAAUAAGGGAUCGCAGACAGUAAUUACGUACGGCAUUGAAGUAGAAGACGCACCAGAGUCCUUCCGACAAGCUCUAGUCAGUGAGCAUGAUCUCUGGAUGGAGAAAAGUUUUCGAGAAGAGGUUAAAGUUGCUAUGCUCGUUACGGAAUUAAGUUAUUUAGAAGAGGAAAUUAAGCAGUAUGAAAAGGAGAUCCUUUCGUUGAGAAAGUGCAAACAAGGUGCUAUGACUUCUCCAAGCGAUUCUGAGGCAGUGCGAGAGUCUUCUUAA